Molecule: messenger RNA, 1519 nt
Organism: Carassius auratus (goldfish)
Lineage: Eukaryota; Metazoa; Chordata; Actinopteri; Cypriniformes; Cyprinidae
Product: zinc finger protein 225
Exons: 4
Coding region: 323-1342 (339 amino acids)
Biological process (GO): regulation of transcription by RNA polymerase II
Cellular component (GO): nucleus
Molecular function (GO): DNA-binding transcription factor activity, RNA polymerase II-specific; RNA polymerase II transcription regulatory region sequence-specific DNA binding
Source: RefSeq, a predicted model, not a curated record
UGACAGCAGUAGCCGAAGAAAUAUUAAACGCUCUCAAAGACAACAUAAUUGAAUACGAGCAGGAGAUCGAGCGCCUGAAGCAGGAGAAUUAUUGUCUGAGGAGCGCUCUUACUGAAACAUGCCAUGAUGACAGAGGCAUGGUGUGGUUUAAUUCCAGACUGCAGCACAGGUCAGUUUGUGCAGAGGACUUGUCAGGUUCCUGUGGUUCAGGGCUGUAGAGGUCGUCUCUAGAUGCUGAUCCACCCUCUGAUCUGGAUAAAGACUGGAUCUGGUGGUUACGGUGGCCUCGGAAUAAUAGAGGAACAGACUAAUAUUAGCGUAGAUGACAUUCUUCGUACGAUGUAAUACUCAGCAGGAUGGAGUUCUGCAAGGUCCAGUGGGUUCAGAGCUCUCAGAAAUACGAGUAAAGAUGGAGGUUGCCACUCUGAUGUCCCAUGAGCCUUUGACUCAUGAAGCUUCUACCACUACUUUGCACCUUUCUGAAGAUUUUAAAUGUCAGGGACCUCAUCAGCCCCUCUCACUUUUGCCAAAUGUGCUGUUGAACAAUGAAGAUAGCGGUGGCACAUUUCCACAGUCAUCCUUCACAGUUAAGUCAGAGCAGUGUGAUAAUCACACCGGUGAAUCAAACUCAACUGCAGGGCAGUCAGGCAGCAACUGUCAUGCUGAAAUUCCAGUACAAGACCCACCGUCUCUUCAAGGUUACAUUGAAACCUCUAAUGAGGUGUUACAAAAGGUUCAAAAUCACCAGAACACCUCAAUGUGCAAGAUUUGCAGCAAGUCUUUCAGCACCAAAGGAAGUUUACAGAGACACAUGCUGGUGCAUCGGAACAUGGCGCCUUUCUGCUGUGUUUCAUGCGGGAGUCGUUUUAAAUCCAAAUUUCAAUUGAAAGAACAUGAGAGACUCCAUACAGAAAGACGAGCAAAGAAUCAGACCGAAGAACCAGUGAGCUCACAGUUCUCCCAUGUGGAAAUAAUUCUGCAGCCGGACAGUGUAAAUGUGAACGCAAACUCACGGCAAUCUACAAGAUUAAGUCUCUCUGCUCAGGGCCCUGAGAAGUUUUCUUUCCAUUGCAAGAUAUGUGAAAGGUCAUUCAAACGUCAAAAGAGCCUGAAAAACCACAUGCUUUUGAACCAAUGUGAUCGAAAUUACGCCUGUAUAUUUUGUGGCAGAAGGUUCUCUAAGAGCUGGCAUCUCGCAGAGCAUUUAAGAAUUCACACAGGUGAAAAGCCAUUUGGAUGUAGUAAAUGUGGAAAGACAUUUGUUCAGUGGAAUCAAGCAAGAUCACAUAUAAUAAAGCAUCAUCAAGGAGAUAUGUCACUGUUAUCAAAGGAAAAAACAUAAACCUGUAAAUAUGUACUUAUUACCACCUCUCUAGCAAAUAAAUUAGAAUAUGUUAAUUUUGAAUUUCAAAUGUACAUUCCUAAUUAUUCACGUGACAAAGAGAUUCUUAUCUCAUGUUUUGUAAAUGCAUACUCUUCCUUUAUCUCAAGUCUGUCAUUAAAAGAGCUUUUAUAGUUA